GAAGUAACAGAGUUCAGUGAGAUAGGAAGCAGCAGCAGCCAUUUUAGCUGAAUACAACAACAGAACCAGCAUCCUCCUCCUCUCCCCUCACCCAUGGAGCACAGACAAGGACGCAGUUAACGAACAGUUUUUGUUUCUAUCAGGCUGGCCGUGGAAGUACAAGUGCCAUGGUGACGCUGAAUCACUUGAGUGUAGAGGACCCAGAUGAUGGCUCGUCGCAGCUGCCUGAGGCAGCAGAGGCUGCAACUCCAACACCGGCCUUUCACGUGAAGAAAACCGUCCCAAAGACUGACUCCAGAGAUUUUUUUCUCAGCAGACGGGAGAACCUUUUCUUAAGCCUGGCGCUUCUGAUCGGAUGCUAUUCAGCCAUUCUGAUUCCUGCUUAUCUCUCCUCAUACCAGGAGGAAGCCAUCAGUGAUGACUACCAACAUCCCAAAGAUCUGGUCUUACUAAAUCGAUCAGCCUCUCUGCUGUCAGGACCCUGUCUGCGUCACUGGUGUCUAAACCACCUCAAGCACCUGUCCUGUUCUGUAGGCCUCCAAAACAUCCCCGUGUUUGUACAGCGGGAGAGGCCUGAGCCUUGGAAUCUGCCUCCUCCUCUAGGGUUUCAGGGCAGUGAAGAGCAUCUGGCUGUAGCACUCGCCUCUCUGCCUCAACCUGGCUUGCCUCCAUCGCUGAAGAGACAAGGCAGCUGCAGGCGAUGUGUGGUGAUGGGUAGUGGAGGGAUUCUUCACGGGAGCCAUCUUGGAUCACAUAUAGAUCAGUAUGACAUCAUUAUCAGGCUGAAUAAUGCUCCACUGCAUGGCUUUGAGAGAGAUGUUGGUUCGCGGACAACCAUCCGCCUGUUAUACCCAGAGGGAGCAUCUCACUCUUCAAAUGAGUACAAAAAGACAAGCAUGAUUGCUGUGGUGGUCUUUAAGAGCCUGGACCUGGACUGGCUUACCUCUGUCGUCACCAAACAACCUCUGAGCUUCUGGUCCAAAAUGUGGUUCUGGAACGAAGUUGUGGAUAAUAUUACACUGACACCGGAGAGCUUCAAGAUCCUCCACCCAGACAUUAUUCACAAGACGGGACAAGUUAUACAGAAAUAUGAAAUGAACCAGAGAAAUAAUAAAGUGCCAACGAUAGGUGUCAGUGCAGUGGUGAUGGCUUUGCAGCUGUGUGACCAGGUGAGCCUGGCUGGGUUUGGGUAUGACAUGCAGCACCCCGAGGCUAGGCUUCACUACUAUGAGGCCAGACGCAUGGACUCAAUGAAUUUUCAAGUGGUGCAUGACAUAAUGGCUGAAAAACUCUUCUUGAAGGACUUGGUGGCUGCAGGAGUAGUGACUGACCUAACGGGAGGUGUAUGAGUCAAAGACUGAUGAUAUACUGAAGAACCCUACACACUUCAUACUGACCUUUAAAAUGCUCACAGUCUCGUAGGGUUGACUGGUGGGUGUGUACAUUUAACUCUGACUAUAGAGGCUGAUGUUUCUCGUUGCGAUUCAAUGAAUAUGUUAAAAUCACAGGAUCCUGCAAGUAUGCUAACUGUCAUGGGAGAAGAUGAUUGUGCUACCACACAGAAACAUGCCAAUAACGGUCUGAGUUUAAACUGUGCUACUUCAAUUGUGUUUACAACAAUUUAAUAAACAUGAGAAGUCGAGA
Molecule: messenger RNA, 1644 nt
Organism: Archocentrus centrarchus (flier cichlid)
Lineage: Eukaryota; Metazoa; Chordata; Actinopteri; Cichliformes; Cichlidae
Gene: st3gal7
Product: ST3 beta-galactoside alpha-2,3-sialyltransferase 7
Exons: 8
Coding region: 168-1349 (393 amino acids)
Molecular function (GO): lactosylceramide alpha-2,3-sialyltransferase activity
Source: RefSeq, a predicted model, not a curated record